This is a messenger RNA of Ziziphus jujuba (common jujube), 3281 nucleotides long. RefSeq names its product probable glucan 1,3-alpha-glucosidase. The transcript has 6 exons. NCBI's taxonomy places the organism in Eukaryota, Viridiplantae, Streptophyta, Magnoliopsida, Rosales, Rhamnaceae. Gene Ontology annotation, molecular function: alpha-glucosidase activity; carbohydrate binding. Gene Ontology annotation, biological process: N-glycan processing; carbohydrate metabolic process. The record is from RefSeq and is a predicted model, not a curated record. Bases 190 to 2979 code for a protein of 929 amino acids.
AUCAGGUCCAUAUUCCAACGUAGCGGGUCCGAAUUGUUCAUGACUGAAGUGAGAGAGACAUGAGUCCAGCCGCAGCUGCAAUUCCACAGUAAUUACACCGAAACUCAAACUGAGAACAUUUUCUUCUCCUCCAUUUUCUUAUUUCUGGGUCCUCGUCUCGUCUGCAUUCCUUACUAUGAUCAUCUAUCCAUGAAGACCCAGAUGAGAAAUCUAAUAAGUCUUCUUCUUCUACUUCUUCUGGGUUUGCAACUCAGCUCGGUUUUCUCAUGGAAAAGGGACGAGUUCAGGAACUGCAACCAGACUCCAUUCUGCAAGCGAGCACGGAAUCGUAAACCUGGUUUCUGCACUCUCGAAGCCCAAGAGGUUGCCAUCUCCGAUGGUGAGCUCACCGCCAAGCUGUUGCCGAAGAGGAACCAAGAAAACAACCCAGAUCAAGAUGAGGAACAGAUCAAGCCGUUGAUUCUAAGCCUUUCGGUUUAUCAAGAAGGGAUCGUGCGGCUCAAGAUCGACGAGGACCCGAAGCUGGACCCACCCAAGAAGCGCUUUGAGGUCCCCGAUGUAAUUCUGCCGGAGUUUCUGAAUACUAAGAUUUGGCUGCAGAGGUAUUCAACGGAGACGAUUGGAGGCGAUGCCAGUCCUUCCUCCGUCGUGUAUUUAUCGGACGGCUACGAGGCGGUUCUCCGGCACGAUCCUUUCGAGGUUUACGUGCGCGAAAAGGGAGGUAAUCGUGUAGUUUCCUUGAAUUCUCAUGGGUUAUUUGAUUUUGAGCAACUAAGAGCCAAAAAAGAAGGUGAUGAUUGGGAGGAGAGCUUUAGGGGUCACACUGAUACGAGGCCGUACGGACCUCAAUCUAUCAGUUUCGAUGUUUCGUUUUAUGGUGCUGAUUUUGUUUAUGGUAUACCUGAGCAUGCUUCAAGCCUUGCUCUGAAGCCCACAAGAGGACCUGGGAUUGACUAUUCCGAACCUUAUAGAUUGUUUAAUUUGGAUGUUUUUGAGUAUCUUCAUGAUUCUCCAUUUGGGCUUUACGGGUCUAUACCAUUGAUGUUUUCACAUGGGAAAUCCGGGGGAGGUUCUGGGUUUUUUUGGUUGAAUGCUGCAGAAAUGCAGAUUGAUGUUCUUGGGUCUGGAUGGGAUGCAGAUUCUGACAUUUCGCUUCCUUCCUCACAAAGUAGGAUUGAUACAUUUUGGAUGAGUGAGGCGGGUAUUGUGGAUACCUUCUUCUUUGUUGGUCCAGGGCCUAAAGAUCUUCUCAGGCAAUAUACAAGUGUGACAGGUAGGCCGGCAAUGCCGCAGCUCUUCGCCACGGCUUACCAUCAAUGUAGGUGGAAUUACAGGGAUGAAGAAGAUGUAGAAAAUGUUGAUUCUAAGUUUGAUGAGCAUGAUAUUCCUUAUGAUGUUUUGUGGCUUGAUAUUGAACACACUGACGGAAAGAGGUAUUUCACAUGGGACUCGGUGCUUUUCCCGCAUCCAGAAGAGAUGCAGAGGAAGUUGGCAGCUAAGGGUAGGCAUAUGGUUACUAUUGUGGAUCCUCAUAUUAAGCGCGAUGAAUCAUUUCAUUUGCACAAAGAGGCAACUCAGAAGGGUUAUUAUGUUAAAGAUGCCAGUGGAAAUGAUUAUGAUGGGUGGUGUUGGCCUGGUUCAUCAUCGUACCCAGAUAUGUUGAACCGGGAGAUUAGGUCUUGGUGUUCUGAGAAAUUCUCUUUUGAGAACUAUGUUGGUUCCACUCCUUCACUUUUUAUCUGGAAUGAUAUGAAUGAGCCUUCUGUUUUCAAUGGACCUGAGGUAACUAUGCCUAGAGAUGCUUUACAUGAGGGAGGUGUUGAGCACCGGGAGCUACAUAAUGUAUAUGGGUAUUACUUUCACAUGGCUUCAAGUGAUGGUCUUGUAAAACGAGGUGAUGGGAAGGAAAGGCCUUUUGUAUUGUCAAGAGCAUUCUUUGCUGGAAGUCAAAGGCAUGGAGCUGUUUGGACAGGAGACAACACAGCUGAUUGGGAUCAGCUCAGGGUUUCAGUUCCUAUGAUUUUGACUCUUGGUCUUAGUGGAAUUAGUUUUGCAGGUGCUGAUGUUGGUGGGUUUUUUGGCAAUCCUGAGCCUGAAUUAUUAGUUCGUUGGUAUCAAUUGGGGGCAUACUAUCCCUUUUUUAGGGGUCAUGCCCAUCAAGACACAAAAAGACGAGAACCAUGGUUAUUUGGAGAAAGAAAUACAGAACUUAUAAGGGAUGCCAUACACAUGCGUUACAUGUUGCUACCAUACUACUACACGUUAUUUAGAGAGGCAAAUGUGACUGGUGUUCCUGUUGUUCGUCCAUUAUGGAUGGAGUUUCCUUCUGAUGAAGCUACUUUCAGCAAUGAUGAGGCUUUUAUGGUUGGAAGUGGUCUCUUGGUGCAAGGGGUUUAUACCGAGCGAGCAAGGCAUGCAUCAGUUUAUUUGCCUGGGAAACAAUCUUGGUAUGAUUUGAGGACUGGAGCUGUAUACAAGGGUGGGAAGACUUAUAAGUUGGAUAUUUCUGAAGAGUGUAUUCCUGCUUUCUUAAAGGCUGGAACCAUCAUACCAAGGAAAGACAGGUUCCGUCGGAGCUCCACACAGAUGACGAAUGAUCCAUAUACUCUGGUAGUUGCACUUAAUAGCUCACAAGAGGCUGAAGGAGAGUUGUAUGUGGAUGAUGGAAAAAGCUUUCAAUUUGAGCAAGGUGCCUAUAUACAUCGUCGAUUUAUAUUUAAAGAUGGCAAGCUUACCUCUAUUAAUAUACCACCGACUGGCCCUGGUAAAGCCCGGUUUUCUUCAGAAUGCAUGAUAGAGAGAAUUAUACUGCUUGGAUACUCGGCUAAACCAAAAAAUGCUCUCAUUGAACCAUCAAAAAGGCAAGCUGAAAUUGAAUAUGGACCACUUCUAGUUAAACCAACGCAAGGCUUGGCUUUUGCUACCGUCCGCAAACCUAAUAUCCCAAUUACGGGUGAUUGGACGAUAAAAAUUUUGUAGACCUUUUAUGCUGUCUAAUUUAUUAUAUCUCUAUUACCAUUGGUAGGAUCUCUUUAACUGGAUGAGGGAUACAUCUCUUAUAUUAGUUUUAAAUGCAAAAUUACUUUCUACAUGCAACUGAUAUUUCAUAUACAGCAAACUGUUCGACAAGAUCAUGCUAUUUUCUCAGGCUUGUUGGGAUUGCCAUCCGUAUGUUGUUGGCGUUGCACAAUUCAUGUGUAUUUGAUUGCUAUGAUAUUUGCUUUCGGCAAACCAUCUGAAGCUUUAUCCAAUUGUAUACAAUAUAUAGAGUUAUUAACCAA